Messenger RNA from Austrofundulus limnaeus, 3741 nucleotides. It is a transcript of the gene kdsr, whose product is annotated as 3-ketodihydrosphingosine reductase. Gene Ontology annotation, molecular function: 3-dehydrosphinganine reductase activity. The coding region runs from base 275 to 1354 and encodes 359 amino acids. NCBI's taxonomy places the organism in Eukaryota, Metazoa, Chordata, Actinopteri, Cyprinodontiformes, Rivulidae. Gene Ontology annotation, cellular component: endoplasmic reticulum membrane. The record is from RefSeq and is a predicted model, not a curated record. The transcript is spliced from 10 exons. Gene Ontology annotation, biological process: sphingolipid biosynthetic process.
CAGAAACGACCACGUCCGCCUCCAGACGUGUUUAGUUCAGUUUGUUUUAGUUUAUACGGACAUCGCUUUGUUACGAGGCGCGCCAAAGUCCACCUUGGCACGAUAACCUGACAGUUGGACGCAUUUGACUAACUGCCAAAAACCCGGAGCAAACUCCUCCCGCGGGGGUCUGCGUUUCUCCACUCCCACUCUGGGCCGUCGCCUGCCUCCCAUCUCUGAUAUCGGACUCGAGACACUGGCCUGCUAGUUAGCAAGCGAGCUAAAGGAUUCCCCCAUGUCCUCUGAAGAAGGGAUCAGUUCAGCGAUAACAGAUUGGCUUUUCGUCAACUCCUGGUGGCUCCUUCUGCCGUUCAUCAUGCUGCUUGUGGUCGCCGCCUUCAUUGUUGCCUUCGUCUUGUUGCUUUACAUGAUAUCGCCUCUCAUCAGUCCGAAGCCGCUGAAACUCAACGGGGCCCACGUCGUGGUAACGGGAGGCUCCAGUGGGAUCGGGAAAUGCAUCGCCAUCGAAUGCUACCGGCAAGGAGCGUUCAUCACUCUGGUGGCACGAGACGAGGAGAAAUUACUCAGAGCAAAGAAAGAUGUGGAGAAAUAUGCCAUCAAUGACAAACAAGUGGUGCUCUGUGUAUCUGUGGAUGUGUCCAGUGACUACACUCAAGUGGAAAAUGUGAUCAAACAGGCUCAAGAGAAGCUUGGGCCUGUUGAUAUGCUCGUGAACUGCGCUGGAACGGCCAUUUCUGGAAAGUUUGAGGAAAUGGAAGUGGAGCGUUUUAAAGAAAUGAUAGAGCUGAACUACCUGGGCAGUGUUUAUCCAACACGCGCCGUCAUAACCACCAUGAAGGAGCGAAGAAUGGGCCGCAUCAUGUUCGUGUCCUCCCAGGCGGGCCAGAUCGGCCUGUUCGGAUACACCGCCUACUCCCCGUCCAAGUUCGCUCUGCGUGGCCUAGCAGAGGCGCUGCAGAUGGAGGUAAAGCCGUACAAUAUCUAUGUAACGAUGGCCUUUCCUCCUGACACUGAUACUCCACUCCUGGCUGAAGAGAACAAGUCAAAGCCUUUAGAGACCAAAUUAAUCUCUGAAACCUCUGGAGUUUGGCAGCCGGACCAAGUAGCCAAAAUACUUGUCAGGGAUGCAGUGCAGGGGAACUUCAGCAGCUCAGUUGGUCCUGACGGUUACAUGCUGUCAGCCCUCACCUGUGGAAUGUCACCUGUCACCUCCAUCACYGAAGGCCUCCAGCAGAUCGUCACCAUGGGGCUGUUUCGGACCAUCGCCCUCUUCUACCUGGGCAGUUUUGACAGCAUCGUGCGCCGCUGCAUGAUUCAGAGGGAACAGUCCAAAGCAGCUGACAAGAGAGAGUAGCAGCAGCCUUACAAGUCCUAAAGGUCCCUCCUCCACGGCCCCUUUAUCCAGUCUCCAGUCAUACAAAUGCACAACCAUAUGGGGGAGCAAAAGGUCAAGCCAAUGUGCUUUGAAACCCACUACAGAGAUUAGAUGGGGGUGGGGGGGUAGCACAUGUUUACUUAGAGCUUUUCUAAUGACACAAACCCUCAUUUUAAAUUUCCUGUUUUCUGAGAGCGUUUAAAUAAUAUUUUGGUUUAAUGGGAGUUCCCACUUCCAGUGUGAGAGCUGCCUUAUUAGGAGGGAACGAGGGCAGACUAAAUCCCCAGUUUUAUAAUAGCUGUGUCUUACGAAGCACGUACAUCAAGCUUGUACCAGAUUUAACUCAAAAUUCAUUACCACCAGGGACUGUAAUGGAAAACGGGGCGUAACUCUCCUAUUUUAGUUGUUUUUGUUGCAUGUUUUUCAAAACAAUCUUCACUUUUUACAAAGUGUUUUACAGUUUUCACUAAAUGACCUGGUCAGAUUUUUGUACCACGAGUCUUUGCUGGCAAAGCAACCUUCUCAUUUUGACUGAAWAACUUUUUGUUUUGAAACUGGUCGUGACCCCCUCUGUGUUUUACUUAUUUUUUGCUGUGGGAUGUUUGAAUUUUGUCUGAACUAAGCUGUGAAGUGAUAUAACUGUAUUCUUUGAUAUCAGAGUGAGAGGAUGUCGUUCCUGUGAGUCUAAAUGUAAUUUACGCCCAAUAAUAACAAUAUCCAGAAAUGUUAACGUGGAAGUGUCGGGGGAAGAAUUUAAUUAUGGGUGACUUGUGUGUGUUUUGUUUCUACUGUGACUGAGCCAACCUGCACGGGAGAGAAAAGCCAUUUGAUUGAAUCGUCUUGGUUGCGAAGACGCUAAAUUUUUAUUUAUUUUUCUUCGUGUCAUUCCACUCGAAAGGGAGGUAUUUUGAGUCGAAGCCAUGACGUCAUUAGACAGAAAAAUCACACAAUUUCACUUUUCACCUGCACCCAAUCGCUCCGUUUGAUCGUUCUUUACUUGCCGUUAAAAUGGCUCRUAUUCAGAAUACGGUUCUGUCUGGGUUUCUUUUCACUCGGGCCGGUGUUCUGUCAGCACAAGGCAAGGCUUGCUGGUUCGAGUCGUGUGACUUUAGGUCUACUGACAGCAGCACUAGAGAUUAGUUUUACAUAAAGGUCAAAAAUAUCCAAUAUUUUCAAAAACGACACCGUCUGUCCAGCCUCGAGAAGACUCAUUUAUCAGAUGACUCUUUUUUUUAUGAGACAGAAGUACAUUAUUAGUUUUUAMAAGUCUUCCUUCAGUCCAUUUUACAAGAAUGUACUUAAAUGCCAAACAUACAGAUCAGGACARGAUUCUUAUCAUAUACAUCACUCUCUGAAUGCCAAAAUGUGUUAAAACUGUCUGUAGAUGCAAUACAUUUAUUUAGCUUUCUUUUUGCGUUGCUGCUCUGUCGAUCUCAGUUUGUUUAAAAGCCACRGAGCAAUGCCGGGACUCGUUUAAAAGCCUUAACAGGUGACAUCUGAUCAGUUUAAUGCUUUGAGAAUGAAGCUGUUGGUAAAACGGCGCGACUUAAACCACGUGUUAACGGCUUCCYCGAGUUUAUUUUUGUGUUUUAGUCUUUGACAAAAAAAAAAAGAAAGCCUUAUUUAAUCUAAGAUAUGAAAGUGAGAAUGUUUGAUUCAUGUAUGAUGAUGUUCUCAUUUGAUUUUAGUUAAAGGUACAGAGGAGUGCUUUGUGUUAUUAUACAUUUAGUGCUUCGCUUUUUUUUUUUGUUACACCUUGAAGUAGCGACGUAUAGUUUAAAGAACAUGUAGCUGAUAAAAACCAGUUUUGUUUGAACACUAUUAAGCUAUGCAAAGUGAAGCUUAUGUUUGAACAUCCAGUAAAAACUGAAGCUAGUUUGCCCUUGUUUAAUAGUGUUAGGUUCUCAGUGAGUUUUAAAGGUUCUCAUUGCAAWGACUUAAAGGCCGGACAAAAAUCUGCACAGUAGUGACUCGGCGUUUACUUCUUCACAUUUAACACGCUUGUCCGAUCCCACCAUUUUUACCUGCAGCCUAAAGUAGGCCAAUCACGCAAAUUCAGCUUUGUUUACGUUGAGCGCAUACCCGCAUUUUAUAUGGGAAACUGAGGUAAACUCAAGCUGCGCUAUUUGAUAUAGUUCAGGACAGCGGUUUGUGUGUUCGAUUUGAUGCUUUGCAAUGAGAACCUUUAAUUGCACAUGAACAAGUCACGCUGGGCUCAUGAGGUUGAUGUUGUAUGAUUUUUAUUUUAUUUUUUUCUGCCAAAACAUUUAACACCUUCACCUUGUGUGCCAUUGAAAGAAAAAUGUGAGAAGUGGAACAUUGUUUUAUUUUCUUACAUGAUAAAAUAAACACCUGUAAGAAGAAAA